GAAAGUCAUGACAUGCGUUAACAAACCCUCAAUGGGAGUCCUUUGAGCUGAACAUCUGCAAUCCCUUUGACAAUCUGGGGGGGGGGCACCCAUUAUCCUCCACAGAUGACCAGAGGUGAAGAGCUUGUGAGUUUGACCAGUUAAUGGCUUCUGCAUCUAAAGCUUUGUCCACACCAGACUGUGGAGCACCUGGUCCUGUAGAACUGGCAGGCUGUCAUUGCCAGUGGCCCCUGGGAUGGUUCCUUAUCCCACCCCUUUUGGAAGCCUCUUCCAGGCAGGGAAACCGAGGCCAGAUGGGGGCGGGGCCACGCUUGGACCAAUGGGCACGCGCCCCGCCCCCAGCCAGCAUAGGCGGCCUGGGAACUGCAACCCGCAGCCUUACGAGCUUCUUCUGAGCCAUGGCGUGCGCUGGGUUGCUCGCUGUGUGCUUGCUUGGGCCACCCGCGCCUCAGCCUCCGCGACACCCCACGCCUGCUGCGGGACACGCGCUUUUCCAGGAUGUUUUCCGAAGAGCAGACAAGAACGAUGAUGGUAAGCUCUCAUUUGAAGAAUUCCAGAAUUACUUUGCUGAUGGGGUUCUCAGCUCAGCGGAGCUGCGGGAACUGUUCAGCAACAUCGAUGGACAUCUCACCGACAAUUUAGAAACAGAGAAACUGUGUGACUAUUUCUCCAAACACCUGGGUGUCUAUCGGCCUGUGCUGGCUGCACUGGAGUCACUGAACCGUGCGGUGCUCACCGCCAUGGACACUACAAAGCUGGAGUAUGAACAGGCCUCCAAGGUGGACCAGUUUGUCACACGGUUCCUGCUUCGAGAGACUGUGAAUCAGCUACAAGCCCUGCAGAGCUCCUUGGAGGGGGCAUCAGACACCCUGGAGGCCCAGGCCCGUGGUCAGCGGUUGGAUGAAGAAAAUAUGGAGGUGCAGAGGAGGUUCCGUGGCAGCAGGCGGGCAGGACGCAGAGCCCUGAGGAGCAUAAGCUGGUCACCAACCUGCUCUCCUGGAUCCUUCGAUACAGGGUGGAAUUCAGAGGCUGAGCUGCAGUGGCGGCUGCAGGUCAACCGCCUCCAGGAGCUCAUAGACCAGCUUGAAUGCAAGGCACCCCGGCUGGAACCCCUGCAUGAAGAGGACUGUGCCAAGGGUCCUGACUCGCACAUCCUUGUGGCACAAAGGCAAGUACAGGUGGCAAAGGACGCCCUGCCGGAUUUUCACCGUGCCCUGUGCUGCUACAUGAACUUGACAGGGGCCCAGAGCCAUUGUCUGCAUGUGUCUGCUGAGAAGAUGCUAGACCAUGCUACCUUCACCCUCUAUGAGUUUUGGCAGGAUGAAGCCUCCUGGAGAAGGCACCAGCAGUCGCCCUGCAGCAAGGCCUUCCAGCGUACCCUCAUUGAUCACCUGCAGGUCCCGGACACCCUCACCACUGUGUUCUUCCCAGCCUCCUGGUGGAUUGUGAAUAAUAACUGAGUCGGGUCUGCUUAAGCUGGUGACUCUCCAGCCCCGCCUAUCAUUCUAGAGCCUCCUGCAUUGGCCAACUCUACACUAAGACCAAGGAACCUGCCUGUUCCCAGGCCUUAGCCUGGUCAGCUGGUAGAGGGUGUCAGCACAGGGAUCAGGGACGGGGCUGCUUGCUUGUUUAUUUUAAUGUUUGUAGCUUCCAAGCACCUGGGCUUCUGACUGACUCAGGAAGUCCAGAUUCUGGUCCCUUUAUUCUCUGCCUUGCUCUGUGUCCCAGGCAGAUCCCCUCCCUCUCUGGCUGCCUAGGGGUGUCCUGCUUUUCCUUGCUGUUCUGGGGUUAGGUUUCUGUUCUUCCUCAACCAGUGGCAGAACCAGGGCUGAUGCUCAGGGACCCCUCUCAAACCCUGGAACCUUGACCCCUGAGGCUAGGCCAACUCAUAGUCUGUGGUGUAGAGUAGAAACCUGGGUGUCUAUCACCCUUCUGGGUCAGCCCUAGAAUUUCUAGCAUCAGUGGCUGUGCCAGAGCCCUCUGGGGGAUCCUGGGUUGGUUUGCAUGUUACCUGCAUAUCAUUUGCAUGACCUCACCCCACCCAUCGGCAUCUCAGGGCACUAUGAGAGUCGUAAGAAGACCUUGCAGAGUAGCAAUAAUUUGGGCAGAGGCAAUAAAGUUGGUGGUCAUCUGU
Cricetulus griseus (Chinese hamster) is the source of this 2134-nucleotide messenger RNA. The record is from RefSeq and is a predicted model, not a curated record. NCBI's taxonomy places the organism in Eukaryota, Metazoa, Chordata, Mammalia, Rodentia, Cricetidae.